AUGAUGAAGCUUUUCAAUCAUCUAAUACUCAUCAUCUCCCUUUCCUCUCUUCUGUCAUUCUUGUACUCUGCAGAGGCCGUUCUGUCAGUCUACUCCCUUUCCAGCUUCUCAAAGGAUGACCAAGCACCAGUCUCAUUGCCUCCAACAACCUCACCGGCACCCAGCGAAAGCGAAGCCCCUGAAGCCUCUCCGUCUCCGGCAUCCUCAACAAUUGAUCCGGCCAUCAAAAAGAUAUGCGACAGGACUGGCUACUCUGAACUCUGUCAAUCUUCCAUCAGGCCCUACCUCACAGGCAAGACGGAUCCUGUGUCCGUCCUCGAAAUGGCAAUCAAAGCCUGCAACAGCAGUGUACAGGCCGCAAUGGCCGAGGUGAAUAGGAUGAUGAGUGAGCCCAACAAGGACGCCUCCAAAACCACAGCUUCCCAACUCGAAUCGUGCAAGGAGAAUUACAUUGAUGCGAUUGACAGCCUUGAGAAGGCAACGAAAGCAAUCCCAACUCGGGACAUGAAUACAUUCAACACCAUGAUUAGCGCAGUCAUAACAGAUUGUGAUACUUGCGAGCAAGGGUUUAUCGAAUUUGAGGAGGAGUCGCCCUUGAAACAGUAUGAUGAGACGGCAGAGAAGAUUGGAAGCAUUUGUCUUUCCAUUUCUAAGUUGCUCGAGUGA
This is a messenger RNA of Nelumbo nucifera (sacred lotus), 666 nucleotides long. NCBI's taxonomy places the organism in Eukaryota, Viridiplantae, Streptophyta, Magnoliopsida, Proteales, Nelumbonaceae. The record is from RefSeq and is a predicted model, not a curated record.